UUUUUAAUCAGUAGAAUCUCAUAGGUAAAAAUUCACAAGACUGUAGUCUGUACGUCUCUACAUCUGCCCACCAUCUCGCGCAGUCCGCGCACACACUCACACAGAGAGAUGGAAAACAAACUGGCCAAUUGGGGUUUCAAGAACCAGAAGGAGCCCAGCCCCACCAUUAGAGACGUUCUUGAGAUUUUAAAGAGAAAUCUAAAAAAUGAGCAAAGGCUGGUAAUCCAUCUCGGCCACGGCGACCCAUCUCCCUACCCGAGCUUCCGAACAACCCCUGUUGUCGAAAAUGCCCUUUGCACCGCCGUUAAGUCCGCUCUCUUCAACGGCUACGCCCCGUCGGCAGGUAUUCCCGUAGCAAGAAGGGCUGUUGCAGAGCACCUAAGCAAGGAUCUUCCGUAUAACCUUUCAGAAGACGACAUAUUUCUAACUGCAGGCGCAAAUCAUGCAAUUGAGGUCUUACUCACUGUCCUAGCUAGGCCAGGGGCCAACAUAUUACUUCCAAAACCGGGAUACCCAUUUUACGAAGCUAAUGCUGGAUUUAGCAAUCUCGAGGUUCGACAUUUUGACCUUCUUCCCGAUAAAGGCUGGGAGGUCGAUCUCAAAGGCGUGGAAAAAUUGGCCGAUGAUAACACCAUUGCCAUGGUCAUCAUCAACCCUGGAAACCCAUGUGGGAAUGUUUUCACAAUUGAGCAUAUGCAGAAGAUAGCAGAGACUGCGGAAAGGAUAGGUGUUGUUCUUAUUGCGGAUGAAAUUUAUAAUCAUCUCGUUUAUGGAUGUAACCAAUUUGUACCCAUGGGAUCUAUUGCUCCUGUUCUUACUCUGGGAUCGAUUUCUAAGAGAUGGCUUGUGCCUGGUUUGAGACUUGGCUGGAUUGCUGUUACCGAUCCAAAUGGAGGUCUCAAAAAAUCGGGGCUUGUGGAAUGCAUUCACAGCUAUCUUAAUGUUGCUGCUGAUCCUGCAACUCCUAUACAGGGUGCUCUUCCUGAAAUCCUGGAGAACACGACAAAUGAUUUCUUCUUAAAAACCAAUCGUACGCUACGAGAAGUUGUGGAUGUUUGUUAUGACAAACUUAGUGAGAUUCCUGCACUGAAAUGUCUGCACAAACCUGAAGGAGCUAUGUCUACAAUGGUUAAGAUAAAUCUCUCAUUGUUGGAAGAUGUGGAAGAUGACAUGGAUUUCGCUUUGAAGCUUGCUAGUGAGGAAUCAGUUCUUGUUCUGCCAGGAUCUGUCGUGGGACUAAAAAAUUGGUUGCGCCUGAGUUUCGCGGUGGAGCUGACGAAUCUCCAAGAAGGACUCGAGAGAAUCAAAGCUUUCUGUUCAAGGCAUUCGAAGAAGUAAUUAAAAACUGUGCUUUUCAGUUCUCAUUCUGGAUUGCAAGAACAGAUUUUCUUAAAAUUUAUCGGACAAAUGAACAAGCAACAGCUCUUUUCAUUUUUUAGUUGCAAAUUUUAUUUGUCUCCUCAAAUGCUGCAAGAACCUUAAAACAUGAUAUUCGUAAAUCUGCAGAUUGAUGUAAGCUUGGCUUCCACAUGUUCAUAAAUUGGCUAGUCCCAUGUUGUACCAGAAGUUUGGUCCAAAGUAAACCUGUUUUUGCACAAUGGAGCACAUGAAGAUUUUUCAUAAACCAAUUAAGAUGAGAUUCAAAUGCUAAGAAGAUAGAGCCAAGACUAGAAAUAAUCUCAAUCGACGAA
Striga asiatica is the source of this 1691-nucleotide messenger RNA. NCBI's taxonomy places the organism in Eukaryota, Viridiplantae, Streptophyta, Magnoliopsida, Lamiales, Orobanchaceae. The record is from the annotation of a GenBank genome assembly.